AUGGUGAACAAGGGUCUUUUCUUCACCCAGGUCCCUGAGGCCGGCACCUACCCUAAGCCCGGCCAACAUCUCACAAUCGAGUCAGUUGGCUACGAAGCUGACGCCCUCGCCCCGGAGGAUGGAGUCGUCCUUCAGUCCCUCUAUUCCAGCUACGACCCAUACAUGCGCGGCCGCAUGCGUGAUGCCAGCGUGAAGUCUUACUCCCCAGCAUUCGCUCUCGGCAAGCCCCUCGAAAACAACACCAUCGCUAAGGUCCUGCGCUCAAACAACUCCAACUUCACCGAAGGCGAUGUCGUCAUCGGCUUUCUGCCCCUCCAACAAUACACCACCCUGGAUAAGCAAAACCUCGUGCGCAUCCGCAAGCUCGAGAACCCUCUCGGACUAGAGGAUAUCCGCGUCUUCCUCGGUCCCCUGGGUAUGCCCGGAUUGACCGCCUACUCCUCCCUGUACGACAUCGGCAAGCCCAAAAAGGGUGAGACUAUCUUCGUCUCCGCUGCUAGCGGUGCUGUCGGCCAGCUGGUCGGUCAACUCGCCAAGCAUGAAGGUCUGCGCGUAAUUGGAUCCGUCGGCUCCGAUGCGAAGCUCGACUACAUUCUCAACGAACUUGGUUUCGAUGGUGGUUUCAACUACAAGAACGAGAAGCCUGCUGAUGCUUUGGAGCGUUUGGCCCCUGAGGGCGUUGAUAUCUAUUACGAGAACGUUGGUGGUGAGCACUUCGAGGCUGCUUUGAACAAGAUGAAUGACUUUGGUCGCGUUAUCUUCUGUGGUCUUAUCUCUCAGUACAACGCUGCUCCUUACCCGAUCACAAAUCUGUUCCAGGUUAUCUCUCACCGUCUUACUAUCCGUGGCUUCAUUGUUGGUGAUGCCAACAUGGGCCCCCUCUACACUAAGGAGCACCAGGAGAACGUACAGAAGUGGAUUAAGGAUGGCUCUUUCAAAGUCUUGCUUCACGAGACUGAUGGUAUCGAUAAUGCUGCUGAGGGUCUGGUCGAUAUUUUCUACGGCAAGAACAUGGGCAAGGCUGUGCUGAAGUACUAA
Messenger RNA from Penicillium angulare, 1038 nucleotides. Its product is annotated as MDR family NADP-dependent oxidoreductase. Bases 1 to 1038 code for a protein of 345 amino acids. Lineage: Eukaryota; Fungi; Ascomycota; Eurotiomycetes; Eurotiales; Aspergillaceae. The record is from RefSeq and is a predicted model, not a curated record. The transcript has a single exon. Gene Ontology annotation, molecular function: oxidoreductase activity, acting on the CH-CH group of donors, NAD or NADP as acceptor.